Messenger RNA from Drosophila grimshawi, 1338 nucleotides. It is a transcript of the gene tll, whose product is annotated as protein tailless. NCBI's taxonomy places the organism in Eukaryota, Metazoa, Arthropoda, Insecta, Diptera, Drosophilidae. Gene Ontology annotation, biological process: positive regulation of transcription by RNA polymerase II; anatomical structure development; cell differentiation. The transcript has 2 exons. Bases 1 to 1338 code for a protein of 445 amino acids. The record is from RefSeq and is a predicted model, not a curated record. Gene Ontology annotation, molecular function: nuclear receptor activity; zinc ion binding; RNA polymerase II cis-regulatory region sequence-specific DNA binding.
AUGCAGUCGUCGGAGGGUUCGCCAGAUAUGAUGGAUCAAAAAUACAACAGCGUCCGACUGUCGCCAGCGGCAUCAAGUCGUAUACUGUACCAUGUGCCGUGCAAGGUGUGCCGGGAUCACAGUUCCGGCAAGCAUUACGGCAUCUAUGCCUGCGAUGGCUGUGCGGGUUUCUUCAAGCGCAGCAUUCGCCGAUCUCGCCAAUAUGUGUGCAAAUCCCAGAAACAGGGACUUUGCGUCGUGGACAAGACACAUCGGAAUCAGUGUCGGGCGUGUCGAUUGCGCAAGUGCUUUGAGGUGGGCAUGAACAAGGAUGCAGUGCAGCAUGAGCGUGGACCACGCAACUCGACGCUGCGUCGACACAUGGCCAUGUACAAGGAUGCCAUGCUGGGCGCUGAGUUGCCACAGAUACCGCCAGAGCUGCUCAUGGGUACGGCGGCUUUGAAUGGUUUUCCCGGCCUGCCAAUGCCCAUGCCGGGUCAUCAACGUGGUCCUCAUCAUCCGCAACUGCCCGGUUUUCCGGGAGCGCCGUCUGCUGCCGCCGUCUUGGAUUUGUCGGUGCCACGUGUGCCCCAUCAUGGCCAUCAUGGUUUCUUCUUGCCCAGCGCCGCCUACAUGAAUGCCCUGGCCACACGUGCCCUGCCACCCACACCACCGCUAAUGGCUGCGGAGCAUAUCAAAGAGACGGCAGCGGAGCAUCUCUUCAAGAACGUGAAUUGGAUUAAGAGUGUGCGUGCCUUCACCGAGUUACCCAUGCCCGAUCAACUGCUGCUGUUGGAGGAGUCGUGGAAAGAGUUCUUCAUACUGGCCAUGUCCCAGUAUUUGAUGCCCAUGAACUUUGCCCAGCUGCUAUUCGUCUAUGAGGCGGAGAAUGCCAACCGUGAGAUUGUUGCCAUUGUCAGCCGUGAGGUGCACGCUUUCCAGGAUGUCCUCAAUCAGUUGUGCCACUUGAAUAUCGACACGACGGAAUACGAGUGCUUGCGUGCCAUUUCACUCUUCCGCAAAUCUCCACCGGCGGCCAGUUCCACUGAGGAUCUGGCGAAUAGCUCCAUUUUAACCGGCAGUGGCAGUCCGAACUCGAGUGCAUCAGCAGAGUCGAGGGGUCUCCUGGAGUCCAGCAAGGUGGCUGGCAUGCAUAAUGAUGCGAGAAAUGCAUUGCACAAUUAUAUUUCGAGAACGCAUCCAAAUCAACCGUUGCGUUUCCAAACGCUGCUCGGCGUCGUUUCGCUGAUGCACAAAGUGUCCAGCUUCACCAUCGAGGAGCUGUUCUUCCGCAAGACCAUCGGUGACAUAACCAUUGUCCGUCUCAUUUCCGACAUGUACAGUCAGCGUAAGAUUUGA